AUGCGUCCAUCACGUACGUUUCUCCGUCUCUUGACUCUAUUAAACUGUAUCUGUGGCAUUGUAUUAUUAUGUCUUGCCCUUCAUCUUGUGCUACUUUUACAAGUGAAAGCCAGUGUUGCAGUGUUGAUGAUUUGGUUAAGUUGCUGUGUGGUACUGCUGUCAAUCUUGGGUUUUCUUGGUGCUGGGCAAGCCACGAGCUGUCUUUUAUUGCUCUAUUUCUAUAUCAAUUUCCUGCUACUUAGUGGACUCUUUGUGUCUUGCUACGCUGCCUUUUUCUUCCAUAAUGUACUUGAAUCGUGGAUGAAACGUCAGUGGAUUACGGAUGUAUUUAAAGCGCUACGGAAUCAAACGUGUUGUGUUACGUACAGCGAUACGGUGCAGUAUCUCGAGCAUCGUGUGAUGCUCAUAGGAAGUGUUGAAGUCGUUUGUAUGGUGCUCAUUAUUGCGUCCAUGUACUGCGUCGUACGCAUCGUCACAGUCCCUAUUAUCAUGCGCAGCAUGCUAUCGGUUACGAACGUCAUCUUUAUGCUACUAGGCACGGGACUCUUUGGCUUGGGGCUGUCAAUUAAUGUACACGAUGAGAUGACGGCAGGGAAGAGAUGGAUAGCCAUUCUCUUUAUCGUUGUCGGCACGCUAAUGGUUGCAUUGUCGGUGUUGGGCACUAUUGCUUCAAAAGCCAAGAGCCGAUCAUUGCUCUUCAUUUAUAUGAUUGGCCUUGGAAGCUGCCUUCUUGCGCUCAUGGUUUACUUGAUUAGCGUCUAUUUUUCCUUCUCAGACAAUCUGGCGUCAACGUACAAUGCACACACAAGUUCGACGCUGGCGUGUGAUAUCGGUCUACCGGGAUGUACCAACUGCACUGACGUGGUCUCUGAAAUGACUCGAUGCGAAGGUGUCAUGCACACGUACGACAAUUACUGGGUUUCAUGCAAUAGUACUGCACCCAGUAAUGCAAGUACUAGCACCGAUAACGACUGCUCCAAAGACAUGACAGUCCUGAACGCCAAGAGUGACCAAGGCUAUACACCAAAUGACAUCGCCAAGUGCGGCAAAUGUCCAGAAUGGUCAGCAUCAGACGUGCAAGCGUACCUUCAAAGUACACGUCACCUCCUUGGGCUAUUUGCUUUAGUUGUGUGCCUCUUUGUUAUCAUCGGAUUCGCUGGUGCGUUGGUACUGCGACGAAGCCUAGCCGGCUACUUGACAGAUUCCAUAUAA
Molecule: messenger RNA, 1212 nt
Organism: Peronospora farinosa
Lineage: Eukaryota; Oomycota; Peronosporomycetes; Peronosporales; Peronosporaceae
Source: the annotation of a GenBank genome assembly